ACCCGCCUCCAACUCAAAAGUCUUUAGACGCAGAUUAAGGACCCAUGAAAACGCCCACUGACAGAGUUUAACUCAGUCUGACCUUUAUAAUUCAGAUAAACUCUCCAAAAGCCAUGUUCUGUCGUGGCUGUCUGCGGUGAGUUCAGGGGCUCUCGCCAGUCCGCGGUAACAUGGCUCCGUUGCGUUCAAAGUUCUCGAUGUUUUGGAUGCUCGUUGUUUUGACAGCUCAUGUGACUGCAGGUAUAGGGAAACCGAAACUAAUCGGAGAUGAAGAGGCCUGUGUGUCCAGCAACAAUAACGACAACACACUCAGUUUGAGAGCCACUAAAAGCUUCGGGGUCGGCGGGCCGGAGCCGGGAGACAUCGCCGAUGCGUUUACGGUCCGAACUCUGGAUGGAGAGUUCCGCUACAAGCCGGGGGUCCUGGAGGGACCUCUCAUCAUCCACGCCUUCACCAACAAGUCCGGGUUUCUGGAGUGCCUGUGGAGCUCCGAGUCGUCUCUGAGCAGCCUGGUCCAGGACCUGCCCGACAGCACCCAGGUGCUGUUUCUGUCCCUGGACGACUCCGCGGUCACUGAUGCUCUGUGGAUGAGGGACCAGCUGCACCGGGUGGCCGUGCAAAGCGGUAAGAAGGAGGUUCUGUCCAGGCUGCACUUCUCUCCGGUGCCCGUCUUCGCUCUGGGUAACUGGAUCCCCAUGGUGCUGUACUACUGGGGCUGCGUGUCACGUAACUGCGUCCUUGCCCAGGUUGCUUUCACCUCCGAGGGGUGGCACAUGCCUAUCAUUAUCAAGAGACUAGACGCCAGGUAUGAUUGGCUCAGCACGCGCUGGGGUCAGGCGUCCUAUCAGCUGAUUGAUUCAGGCGACGGCUGUGAUCCCUCCCCCUCGCUGGCGGGAGCUGUGGCCUGGGUGUCCGAGGGGAACUGCUCUUAUUUCACUAAGGUGGAAAACAUGGCCAAAUCCAACGCGUCCGGUGUCCUUGUCUACGCUCUCCCCGGUAACCCAAUCCAGGACAUGAACUGCGUCGACGAUGAGUGCAACACGACGCUGAGCAUCCCCGCCGCCAUGGUGCACCUGGAGCCUUCGGUGGCUCAGGCGCUGGAGUCUGGACAGCCGGUGUAUGUGUCCUUCCAGAACACCCCGUCCCCGUACUUCUUCUUCAGUAUUGACCAACAGGGGCUGCUGGCUGAGAUGGGCUGGUUUCUUUACCCCUCGUUCAGCUUCGUCGCCUGGCAGGCACAGUGGUUUGAUUUCUACACUGAUCUGCAGAACAAACUCCAAAAUCCUGCAAAGGUUGUUACUGUGUUUGACAAAGUCCAGAUGCACAGGGAGAAGGGAGCGGUGGCCACAGUCGACAUGCCGGCAGGCUUGUCGGACUUUAACGUGCUGGAGCUGGACGCGGCCCUGUCGUGUCCCAGUAAGAGAGACGGGUCCUGCGCUCACUGGGAUCACACAGUGCAGCUGUUUGUCUGCUGUGACCCUCUCGGCCCGUACUGCAACACGGAGCUGGGCCGAUGGAUCACCGCCUUCCGCAGAGGUACCGGACGCUGGCUGACGGACGUGUCUCCUCUGCUUCCGCUGCUGGACGCCAACAAAUGCACCUUCACCAUGAAGACGCCGCCGUGGGCGAUGCCGUGGUUCACCUCCCUCAACCUGAGAUUCAGCAUCGGCAAUCAGACUGCGAACAUGACGGGUGAUGGUGACGAGGAGCUCCGUUCCUUCAGAGUGAUGUCGCUCUACAGCGGAGGAACCUUCGACAAAAACUACAACAAGAGAUACCAGCCCAUCAAAUUCUCCAUGCCGGCGUCGACCAAGAAGGUGGAGCUGUUCGCCGUCAUCACAGCCCACGGCUACGACGACAACCACUGUGGAGAGUUUUGCGUCACCUCCCACCACUUCCUGCUCAACAACGUCUUUAACAACACACUAAUAUUCGACUCUGCAGGGACGCCGCUGGGCUGCACCACGCGAGUGAAAGAGGGCGCCGUUCCAAACGAACACGGCACGUGGCUGUACGGACGAGCAGGCUGGUGUGACGGACUGCAGGUCAACCCCUGGAGGGUCGACGUCACCAAACAGUUGGACAUGAGCGGGUCUGAAUCCAACACUGUUCUCUACUUCGGCUUGUUUGAAGGGAAGGAUCCUAAUCCAGCCAAAGAUCCCGGAUACAUCAUCAUGUCGUCUUUUCUUGUCUUUUACAAAUGAUGCCGCUCUGUCAAACUCCAACAUUGAUGUAUUCGUAUUCUGCUGAAUGUACAAUCAAGCCAAAGAUUAAAUUUGUCUAUUUUCCUA
Acanthopagrus latus (yellowfin seabream) is the source of this 2291-nucleotide messenger RNA. RefSeq lists its product as uncharacterized. The transcript is spliced from 12 exons. Bases 171 to 2204 code for a protein of 677 amino acids. NCBI's taxonomy places the organism in Eukaryota, Metazoa, Chordata, Actinopteri, Spariformes, Sparidae. The record is from RefSeq and is a predicted model, not a curated record. Gene Ontology annotation, molecular function: oxidoreductase activity, acting on paired donors, with incorporation or reduction of molecular oxygen, reduced ascorbate as one donor, and incorporation of one atom of oxygen.